GUCGCUGUGACACGCAGUCGCGGAUUACCUUUCAACUCUCGUCCGAAGCGUCGUCGGCCAAGAUUUAUCGUACUCGCGUACACGUCCAUCGAAUACGUUGAUGAUCCCUCCAGGAUGAAGAAGUUUCUCUUGAUCUCGCUAACCUCACUGAUCGCCUUGUCCAUCGCCGCCGAAAAGUAUCCUGAGAAAUACGACAACGUGGACGUGGAUAGAAUUCUGCAAAACAAUCGUGUUCUCACCAAUUACAUUCGUUGCUUGAUGGACGAGGGACCCUGUACCGCCGAAGGUCGCGAGCUGAGAAAGACAUUACCGGAUGCUCUAUCAAAUGGUUGCAGCAAAUGCAACGAUAAACAAAAGGCUACAGCGGAGAAAGUGAUAAAUCAUCUUAAAAUGAAACGAUCCAGAGACUGGGAUCGACUCAUCUCUAAAUACGACCCAAACGGCGAAUACAGAAAGCGCUUUGAACAAUCUUAAUGUAGUCGACAUAUUUUGUUUCACGCACAUUACAACACACAAUCGUCGCGUGAACUAGAAUUUAUUGAAAUAUACUUCACUGCGAAAUGUCGAUAUUUAUUCGAGUGAAAUCCGAUCCGUUAUACGAAUGGAACCCUAACGAGUGUUUCGCCUUAAUCAAUUUUUGCCGAGUCAACAUUCCUCAUGAGUGUGACCCUAUUUCGUUCGCACUGCAAAAUAUGCUCAAGUAUAAUUCAAUACAUUACUUUGUGUUUAAAUAUAUAAAAGAGA
Molecule: messenger RNA, 744 nt
Organism: Dinoponera quadriceps
Lineage: Eukaryota; Metazoa; Arthropoda; Insecta; Hymenoptera; Formicidae
Product: ejaculatory bulb-specific protein 3
Exons: 2
Coding region: 115-474 (119 amino acids)
Source: RefSeq, a predicted model, not a curated record